Messenger RNA from Exophiala oligosperma, 300 nucleotides. RefSeq lists its product as uncharacterized. The record is from RefSeq and is a predicted model, not a curated record. The transcript has a single exon. Lineage: Eukaryota; Fungi; Ascomycota; Eurotiomycetes; Chaetothyriales; Herpotrichiellaceae. The coding region runs from base 1 to 300 and encodes 99 amino acids.
AUGGGUGGAGAAGGGAUGUCUUCCGUCACCGAGCAGUUCUCGACAUUUCUGGCUGCGCCGUCGGCUAGGGUGCACCAAGGAUUGGAUCUUUCAUGGGCAAGCGGAGCACCGAGCAAGGCACCUGCCCCGGGUCUCAAUUCUUAUGCUUCUUCGCCCAAACCAUUUUCGCCAUCCGGCCCUGACUCUCGAAACAGUGCCUUUCCAAGCGAGUUUCUAUUCAGUCUAGAUGGGGGCUGGGUGUUCGGUGGAAACGGAUCCUUGGAGUACUUUAACAUGGACCUGCCAGUUCUCGAUCACUAA